ACCCUCGGUUCCCAAUCCCUCGAUUCGUUCCCCAUUCCCCCACCGCACCGACAUUCCCACGGCGUCUCGGCAAGCCGCCAGCCAUGGAGGCGGCGGCCUCAGCUGCUGUGGCGGCUGCCAAGGAGGCGGCGCUGGCUGCUGCUGCGGCGGCAUCGGCUGCUUCCAACGAGGCGGCGGCGGCGGCUGCGACUGCGAUGGAAGCAGCGGCGACUGCGAAGGAGGCGGCGGCGAAGGCUGCGGCUGCGGCGUUAAAGGCGAAGGAGGCAGCGGCUGUGGCGACAGCUGCAGGGAAGGCGGCGGUCUCUGUCGCUGCUGCGACGGCGGCAAUGCAAGCUUCCAAGAAGCGUAAGUUUCAUCUUGUCGACGACCAAGAUCCACGGGGGAGCGGCAACUGCGAUGUUGUUGGUGCGGGGAGCGUCGUUCGCACUGGUGAUAUUGAUGGGGGGAGCGUCAAUCUCAGCAAUGAUGAUGAUGCGGGGAGCGUCGACCGCACUGGUGAUAUUGAUGGGGGGAGCGUCGAUCUCACUGGUGAUAGUGAUGGGGGCAGCGUCGAUCUCACUGCUGAAGUUGAUGCGGGGAGCGCUGAUCUCAUCGGUGGUGUUGAUGGGGGGAGCGCUGAUCUCAUCAGCCGCCUCCCCGACACCGUCCUUGACAGCAUCGUGUCUCUUCUCCCCACCAAGGAAGGUGCCCGCACGCAGGUCAUCUCCCGCCGGUGGCGUCCGCUCUGGCGAUCCGCUCCUCUGAACCUCGAGGUGGACUGUGGACCCAAUAAAAGGGACUUGAUUGCAAAGAUCCUCUCUCAGCAUCCUGGCCCCACACGACGCUUCUCUGUCUGCAUCAGCAUCGAUAGGAACAACGACAGGAUCAAUGGCUGGCUUAGUUCCCAAGCCCUGGACAACCUACAGGAGUUCGAGAUCACCUACAUCAGGAAUAAUUUUUGGUACAGCAACGUGGAGAAGUUGGGCCUGCUGCCAUUGUCUGUGUUCCGCUUUUCGCCCACUCUCCGCGUGGCCAAAUUCCACGACACCCGUUUCCCCCACAUGAUUAUGCAGCGGCUAUCCCUGAAGCUUCGGUGCCUCAAGCAGCUGCCCUGGAAAGGGUCACCAUCUCGGAGGUCGUUCUCCAGAGCAUGCUCUCUGGCUGCCCUGCCUUGGAAAGCCUUGAGCUGAAGGAAAACUGGGGCAUUAGUCGCCUCUGCAUCAGCUCCCAAACUCUUAAGAGUCUAGGCUUUUGCGCUGACAAGAGGAUUGGAGGUAUCAUUUUGCAAGAGCUAGUCAUCGAGGACGCCCCGUGCCUUGAGAGAUUGCUACAACUUGAUGCAAAGGGCGGCAGAGCGAGCAUACGGAUAAUCUGCGCACCUAAACUGAAGAUAUUGGGUAUGCUGUCUGAAGGCAUACCUGAACUCCACCUUGGAAGUACAUUUUUUCAGAAAAUGGUUGCUGUCAGUUUGACAGCCAAAAUGCACACCAUGAGCAUUUUGGUUCUUGGCUCUGCUGGUGCUAAUCUGGAUUCAGUGGUUAACUUCCUCAAGUGCAUGCUUCCCCUGCUUGGAGAGGCUUUAUGUCAUUUUCCAGCCACUCAU
Molecule: messenger RNA, 1582 nt
Organism: Triticum aestivum (bread wheat)
Lineage: Eukaryota; Viridiplantae; Streptophyta; Magnoliopsida; Poales; Poaceae
Exons: 3
Coding region: 84-1169 (361 amino acids)
Molecular function (GO): protein binding
Source: RefSeq, a predicted model, not a curated record